Messenger RNA from Acanthosepion pharaonis, 6222 nucleotides. The record is from the annotation of a GenBank genome assembly. Lineage: Eukaryota; Metazoa; Mollusca; Cephalopoda; Sepiida; Sepiidae.
AUGUUUCAGAUACUAGAUUGGCAAUAUUACAUUGACCGUCUUGGGGCUGCCAUUCAGAAAAUCAUUACAAUUCCUGCUGCACUCCAGCAAGUAUCAAACCCUGUACCUCGUAUGCCUCAUCCAGAUUGGUUGCAAAAGAAGCUUUUGGAAAGAAAUGAUGUUUUUAAACAGAGAAAAAUCAGUGAGCUCUUUUUACCUCAAGCUAAACCACAGGUUGAAAAUGAGGACACACCUCCUGCUAUAAAAGACAUAGAAGACAUUGGUAGCACUAAUAAAUCUCCAAUGCCUCUUUCUUCAAGAGUGACCAAGAGAAAAAGAGAAUUGUCCAAUGAAAAUGGAGACAGUAAAGCUUUGGAUUCACAAAGUGAGUCAACUACUCAAACAUGGCGAGAUAUAUUAGGGCCGCCACCGUCUAUGGGUAAAACUAAGGCUGAAAUACAAGAAUGGUUGCAGUACCAGAAGAAAAAGUGGGCAAUUCAAGCCAAAAAUAAACAGCUUCAAAAACGUCAGCGUUUAGAUACUGUAGACAUUGGUGCAACACCAAUUGUUGGACGCCUAGGUUUGAGUAAUUUCCUGCGAAAAACUGCUCGAAGUAUAUUGGAUCUACCUUGGCAAGUAGUUCAGUAUGCUGAAACUAAUGUACCUGGUCAGUUUCGAUUGUGGGCCCUCAUUGGACCUGAUCUUCAUAUGAUGAAAUUGAAUGUUCCUCGAAUAUUUUAUGUGAAUCAGAAGACUGUAAAGGAAGGAGAAGGUGUCAUGUGGAAGAAAGUAAUGAAAACCUUGCCUCGAUCUCACCCUGUGUUAAACUUGUACCAGUAUUCUGUACCAGAAACUGUUUAUUUAGAACAUUGCAAUGAAAUUAAUGCUGACCUUUCAUCACCAGACAUUGAAGGUGUGUAUGAAACACAAGUACCUUUGAUGUUCCGUGUGUUGGUUCAGUUGGGUUCUGUGGUGACAGUGAAUAGAGAUUAUGUUCCACUUUUGGCUGGCAAGGAAACUGACACAUUUGAUAUGGAAAUGUUGGAAUUCCGAACCCUUGCUCAAUAUUCUUACCUGGAAACAGACUCCAUGAAACAUAUUUAUCUUUAUCAUCAUGCUUGUGGAUCCAAGAUGAUGUAUGGUCUAUUUUUCCCUAUGUCAAAGAAGGCCAACAUUUUUGUUCUUGACACCGUCCAAAGUGAUCAGAUGCCAAAUAUGUCUGCUUUGUAUAAUGCUGAGAGAAAUUCAAAAAUAACUAAAGGUGCUGAUGCUGACCUUUUACCUCCCCGUGGAACUCACACAUUUGAUAUUAAUUUUGAAACACAGAAUCACCAAAUCUACAGAAGUAUUCAAAGACUUUUAGCAGCUUACAAAGAUGAAAAACGAGGUCCAACACUUCUGGUCAUUCAGUCUUGCAUUGAUACAUCUGAACUUUGCAAUGCUAUGCCAGAGUUGAUUAAUUUUCCUGUGGUACCCAUCUAUGCACCCGACAGUGAGAACUUAUACAAUGUGCUUGAUUGGCAGAGAGUGGCCAGUCGAAGAAUGUUUCAACAUUACAUGAAUGUUCAGUUGAUUUUACAAGUGAUGCUCGAACAAUGUCGUUAUUUCCAUAUUCCUCUUGGCAAUAUGCCCAAAGAUAUCAUGAUGUUUGGCUGUGACCUUUUCUUUGCCCGUCAUCUUCAGAAGCACAAUCACUUGCUUUGGUGUUCUCUGACUGACAGACCUGACCUUGGUGGAAAAGAAGCAGAUGACCAUCGCUUAUGUAUGGAAAUGGAAGAGAAGACAACUAUUGAAGUAAAUAAUCCUGGUGCUUACUCAACUGUCUGUGUGGAAAUGGACAUGUCCAGUUUAGCUGUGAAUACUGUUAUUGAGUCUUCUCAUGUUAAUGACCAGGAAGGAGCAAGUGCAGUCAGUUUUGACUUGUUACCCCAAACCUCUCUUGAAGAUAUGAUGCAAGGACAAGGAGCUGCCAUGAUGCUAACCAGCUAUGAUGAAACUGCCUUGUCUUCAGUUACAUUUAGAGUUUUGAAGACUAUGGUUCAAGGCUGGGUAAGGGAUGUGACAGCCUACAGAAAUGUUUUUGCAGAUAAUCAAAUUGUCCAUUUUUACAGAUGGUUGAGAUCGCCAUCUGCCUUGAUGUAUGAUCCAGCUUUAAGAAGAACUCUUAGUGGCAUGAUGAAAAAAAUUUUCAUGCAGCUCAUUGCAGAAUUCCAGAGGUUAGGCUCUGUAAUUGUGUAUGCCAAUUUCAACCGUAUUUUGCUCUGCACCAAGAAACAGUCUAUUGACGAUGCAGUCGGCUAUGUCAGUUAUAUUAGCAACAGUAUAAAAUCUCGAAAUCUCUUUCAUCUGAUUGAAUUUACACCUGAACAGUGUUGGGAAUAUCUUCUCUGGAUGGAUCCUGCUAACCAUGGUGGAGUAAAAGGCAAAUUGCCUUCCUCAAAAAACACUGAUGAUGAUAAUGAAACCGCACCUGAUGAACAAACAGAGCAGAAUUCUGAAGAUGAUGAACUGCAAGAACAAAAAGAAGAAAUUUUGAAUCAAUCUGAUGAGGAAGAGGAGCCUGAAAUUGAAAUGAAUUGGAAUAUUGUACAUUUCUUGCCAGAAUCUGGUGCCUGUCAAACCAACUUCAAUAUGAUAAUAGCUGGAUAUAUCUUAUCAAUGUACAACCAAAUCCAGCAAGAAUAUCAUCGCAGGACUCCUGGUAACACUCCAAUACGAAGACGACCAAGUCAGACACAGACUAUCACUGAUUAUUCAACAGCACCAUGUAUUGUAACCUUUGCCCAAAAUCUGAUCCAAGGAGAUCUUGCCCAACAAAUGUUUAUGUUGACUCAAAAAAUACAAAAGAAACUGAGUGGGCACCACCAUGGGGGUGGAUCUAGUGAGUUCCCCACCCCUCCAGGAUCACAUUUACCUCUCAUCAGUCCAGCUCUAGAAUUUGUCAAAAGUGUCAUCAAGGUUCUCUCCCUUGAUUCUAAUGUAACUCUACAAACAAGCAAAUUGAAAAGAGAUCUUUUACGUUUGAUUGGUUUUGGCGAGUUUUCUCCCUGUUCCCAAUUUAAAGAUCCUUGCUUGUCAUAUGUCCUGCCAGAGGUAAUCUGCAAGACGUGCAACCAUGUUCGUGAUGUUGAUCUCUGCCGGGAUCCUUACCUCUCCAAUGAUACACCAGGUGCCACUUGGGCUUGCAUCCAGUGUGAGACUGAGUAUGACAUUUUUGAAAUAGAACACAGCCUUAUUGAAGUUGUCAAUCGAAAGUCCAUGGCAUACACAUUGCAGGAUUUGCGGUGUGUCAAAUGUAAAGGGGUAAAGGAUAACAACAUGCAGUCUUAUUGCUCAUGCGCUUGUGAUUUUGAAACCAGCAUGUCACGUGAUAAUUUCCUUCUCCACAUGAAAACCUUCCACAGCAUUGCCAGUCACUACAAGAUGCAAAUACUUCUGGAGACUAGAAGAUCCUUUCAUUGGAGUAAUAGCCACAAUAACAGUAAUAAAUUAUAUGAUUGUGAAAAAAAGCGAGACAGAAGGCGGGUAUAUAGCCGCUCUCGGCAUCAAAUUCCCAAAAGCAGCAUUCAGGAGUGGAUUGAGAAUGUAGAAAAAUCAGUGUUUGAUGAUGGCACACUUGGGCAAGUGAUGUCUCCAGGAAUGCAUUUGCCUUCUCCACAAAAAUACAGCCGAAUAUCAUUAGCUCAGAUGACACUUGACCAGCUACGGCAUCAUGAUGAAGCCCAACAAGAAGCUGAAGAUUUACUCAAUGAGUGGGUACAAAAUAAAUUAUAUGAACCAAAUGUAUUGAAUAACGAUUUGGAUGAGUUUCUCGACCAAGCAAAUAAAGGGAAAAACCCCAGUCAUUCUCCAGAACUUUCCCUCUCUCUGGAUUUUGAUGAAGAUGCAGCAGUAGAUGCUGUAUUGCAAAAAAUGUUGCAGAAAAACGUUGUUCCUGUGAAAGUACGCAGUGAAUUGGGACUUGAUAUGUCAAAAAAGCAAAUUGAUCCCAGAGUCAAAAUGGAACUCAGGCGUAAACAGGUGAGAGAGAAUCGAAUGAAAAGAGAAAAAGAAAUGGAAAAAAGACACCAGGAAAUGCAGUUGAAAAAAGAAGCACGACUCAAAGCUCAUCAAAAGAUUAUGGAGGAGGAGAAAUUGAAGGAAGUCAAAAGACGUCAGGAAGAAUAUGAGAUCCAAAAACAAAUGGCACUAAUUCGAAAACAGAUGACAGAGGAGAAAAAGAGAGCAGAAGCACAACGAAAAAAAGAGCAGAAACUUGCUGAGAAAUUAUCUGAGUCAUCAGAACCAGAGAUUUGCCACAAGGAAUGGACAGAAAUUAAAGAAACAUUUGAGGCCAGUAAACAAGUGCAUCAACAGCACGAGGCAGCCAAAAUGGAGAUGUUGAAAAUUCGACAGAAAACUUUAGAAUUACAGACUUUACACCGCCAUUUUUCUGCUUGGUAUGCUUUCGUGCUACAACAACGACUUCUGGUUGACAAAACUUGUGCCCUGGCAGACUGGAAACGACUUCUACGUUGUUGGAACAAAUGGAAGUCUGUAACCAGACAGCAUCAAAUUGACAAAGAAUUACAAAAACAUCAGCAGGACAUUAAGGAUAACCAAAGGAAGGACAAAAAAGCCAGUCUACAUUAUACUGGACACUUAUUACAAAAAUACUUCCUCACAUGGCAGUUGUAUGUGCUUGGAGAAAAGGAACGUCGUCAACUAGAAGAAUCUCAAUUAGCAACGAAAAAAAGGAUGGCAGCUCUUUUGGAUGCUGCUUUCUCAAGGACAUUACCUUCCUCUGGAAGCCCUACUGAAAAGGUAUUAGAUAAACAAGCCCUUAACAAAAAGGAAGAGUCACCGGACACAGUGAGAAGUGAAAAUAAUGGCAAAGUUGACAGACCUACAAAAGAUUCAACCAGAUUGCUUGUUACUGUGAAUGGAAAGAAACAAAGCUCAAUGCCAAAUGAACACUGGAAAAUUAAAAGAAGUUUAGUGUACAUGAAACCAUCCAAAAUGGCCGCCAUGCUUGGUGCUGAUAAUAAAAAUGAUAAAAACUGUCAAAAAAGCUUUUCUGGGACGAAUGUUGGUUCUCUUGCAAUUAGCACAAUUGAGAGGCAAUUGGACUCCCAAAAGAAGUUAGUGAAAGAACAACAGAAACAACUCAAAGAACAGAGGAGAAUGAUUGAACAGCUUCAAAUUGAUCAACGACGUCAGCAGUUAAAGAAAGAAUUGAAAAAUAUGCAGACAACUGAUGGUGACAGACGUUCUGGCAAAGAACAAAUUGACUUGUGCUCUGAAAACAGUGCAAGAAGUCACAGCCAGCCAAUUACAAAAAGAAGAAACAGUAUUUCAGAACCUCAUUCUUCAACAUCUUCUCCAAGAAGGAGUAACAUGAGGAAUUGUGACCAGAAGAAAACCUUUGCCUUACGCCGUUCCCAAAGUAUGGAUUAUAUUAACACAAAAGAUCAGAAGAUACUGAAAAAUAUGGAAGCACGAGCUACUGAACGAAAAAGAAUGAAAGAAGAAAGGGAAGCUCGGAAGCAACAGAAAGCAGAAGAAAAAUUGGCUCUUCUGAAGGCUGCUGAGAAGGAACAUCUGAAACGAGAAGAGGAGGAAAGAAAAGCCAAAUUAAGAGCACGUCAGGAACAAAAACGUUUAGAACAACAGCGAGAAGCUGAACGUCAAAAGAAGCUUGCCGAAAUACAGCGACUAAAUACCCAAGCAGAUGAUUUUCAUAAAUACCUGUUACUGAAAUAUAAAGGAAUUCUCCCAUGGAAGAAACUCAUUGUUAUUACACAUAAUAAUCAUAUCCAAGCUGUACAGCAUAGUGCCUCAACAUUACUCAGGAAAUGUUUGAAAGCUUGGCAUGUUCAUGUGAAGGAGACAAAUAACUUGAGGAAUGAAUUGGCAAAUUCCAAAUGCAAGCAACUGUUAGUUGUACGCUUUUUCCAUCGGUGGAGAAAUUACAACAAUUACACAACCAUUUUGGAGCAGAAGGCAGAUCGCUUCUAUUUGAGCAAUCUGUGCUUUAAGUCCUUCAAAGCUUGGCUUAAUUAUUCUAGUGAGCAGACUUUGGCUAACUGGGAAAAAGAAGAAAUGGCUCAAAAACAUUACCAAAGGCAACUGCAGAGAAGAAUGUUUAGAAUAUGGAAGACAUUUCCAGAAAUGAAAAAAAAAGAGAUGGAGCGUCAGGAGAGGAAGGAGAAAUUACGCCAGAAAGUGUCUAUACUCAUACCAGAUUUUAAAUCAGAACCAUGA